UAUCUCAAUUCGAUCGAAGACGGCAAGAAAUUAGACGAAGUUGUUCCCCACCACCAUAUUAUGAGGAAGCAAUAUCAUCACUAAGUCGAGAGUCAUUAUUCUCUAGUCAAAAAAGUCAAUCCACUUCUCCUGUAAGGUUAUCUUUUUGUAAAGAAGACAAUAAUGAGCAUUCCGUUGUUCUUUGGCAUAGGGAGAAUAGGAAUGGUAGAGGCUAA
Molecule: messenger RNA, 215 nt
Organism: Dentiscutata erythropus
Lineage: Eukaryota; Fungi; Glomeromycota; Glomeromycetes; Diversisporales; Gigasporaceae
Source: the annotation of a GenBank genome assembly